Molecule: messenger RNA, 2311 nt
Organism: Chroicocephalus ridibundus (black-headed gull)
Lineage: Eukaryota; Metazoa; Chordata; Aves; Charadriiformes; Laridae
Gene: ALPL
Product: alkaline phosphatase, biomineralization associated
Exons: 12
Coding region: 159-1739 (526 amino acids)
Biological process (GO): dephosphorylation
Cellular component (GO): plasma membrane
Molecular function (GO): alkaline phosphatase activity
Source: RefSeq, a predicted model, not a curated record
GGGUGGAGGAAGGGGAGGAGGAGGAGGAGGCGAAGGCCGGUGCGGGGGGGAUUUAAGGGCUCGCUGUCCCCCCGGGCCGGCCUCCUCCCGCCGCCCAGGAGGGACGUGGGUGUCGGGACCCAACUUUGUGCGGCUCUCUCCUACCCAGCGCCCGCAGGAUGAAGGCUCUCCUCCUCCUCCUCCUCCUCCUCCUCGCCCAGCUCUGCUCGGCGCAGCUGGUCCCGGAGAGGGAGAAGGACCCCGAGUACUGGCGGGGGCAGGCGCAGGAGACCCUGCGGGACGCCCUGCGGCUCCAGCGCCUCAACCAGAACGUGGCCAAGAACCUCAUCCUCUUCCUGGGCGACGGGAUGGGCGUCUCCACCGUCACGGCCGCCCGCAUCCUCAAAGGGCAGCUGCAGAACCGCAAGGGCGAGGAGAGCCUGCUGGAGAUGGACAAGUUCCCCUACGUCGCCUUGGCCAAGACCUACAACACCAACGCGCAGGUGCCCGACAGCGCGGGCACGGCCACCGCCUACCUCUGCGGCGUCAAAGCCAACGAGGGGACGGUGGGCGUCAGCGCCGGCGUCACCCGUGACCGCUGCAACACCACCAAGGGCCAGGAGGUGACCUCCAUCCUCCGCUGGGCCAAGGAUGCAGGCAAGGCGGUGGGCAUCGUCACCACCACGCGGGUGACCCACGCGACACCCAGCGCUGCCUACGCCCACUCCGCCAACCGCGACUGGUACUCGGAUGGAGAGAUGCCCCCCGAUGCGCUGGAGGGUGGCUGCAAGGACAUCGCCCGGCAGCUGGUGGAGAACAUUCCCGACAUUGAGGUGAUCUUGGGCGGCGGGCGGAAAUACAUGUUCCCCAAAAAUGCCAGCGACGUGGAGUACCCCCACGAGGACAAGCAUCGGGGAACCCGCCUGGACCGCAGGGACCUCGUGCAGGCCUGGCACGAUGCCAAGCCCCCCGGCAAGGUGGCCAGGUACGUGUGGCACCGGCGGGACCUGCUGGCGCUCAACCUCAGCCGCGUCGACUUCCUCCUGGGCCUCUUCGAGCCGGGUGACAUGGUGUACGAGCUGGAUAGGAAUAACGAGACGGACCCGUCCCUCACCGAGAUGGUGGCUGUAGCCAUCAGGAUGCUCCAGAAAAAUCCCCGGGGGUUUUUCCUCCUGGUUGAAGGGGGCCGCAUCGACCACGGGCACCACGAGGGGAAGGCGAAGCAGGCGCUGCACGAGGCGGUGGAGCUGGACCGGGCCAUCGGGCUGGCCGCCCGCCUCACCUCGCCCCGCGACACCCUCAGCGUCGUCACCGCCGACCACUCGCACGUCUUCACCUUCGGCGGCUACACCCCGCGUGGCAACCCCAUCUUCGGUCUGGCCCCCAUGCAGAGCGACGUGGACCGCAAACCCUUCACCUCCAUCCUCUACGGCAACGGCCCCGGCUAUAAAAUCGUGGCGGGCGAACGAGAAAACGUCUCCGCCGUGGAUUUCGCGCACGCCGACUACCAGGCCCAAUCGGCCGUGCCGCUGCGCCAGGAGACCCACGGCGGCGAAGACGUGGCGGUUUUCGCCCGCGGCCCCAUGGCCCACCUCCUCCACGGGGUCCACGAGCAAAACUACAUCCCCCACGCCAUGGCUUACGCCGCCUGCAUCGGUGCCAACCGAGCCCACUGCAGCAACGCCGCCGCCGCCCGCCCGGCCACCGCCGCCAUCGCCCUCCUCCUGCCCUUCCUCGCCCUCCUCUUCCUCCUCUCCUAAAGCGCCUCUCGCUCGCAAGAAGCCACGGAGUGGGGGGGGGGGAUUUAUUUUUAAUUCCUUCCCCCCCAACACAACACACCCCCCCCCCCUUUUUUUUUUUUUGUUUUUUGUUUUCAUCCCCCCGUUGUUUCUUUUUUUGGGGUAGCAGCGCCCGGGAAAGAGGGGAGAAAGAGAGAGAGGGGGGUGUUGGGGGGGGCGGGGGGGGGGGAGAGAAAGACUCAGCGGAGCAAAAGCAGCCGCCGGUGGUUUGGUGCCGGGAGCUGCCUCUGUAAAUACACGGUUCCUUCCCCUGUAAUUACCAUCCCCUGCCUUGUCCCAUCCCGAACCCGCCGCGGGAUUUGGGAUGGGAGCCGGAGCCUCGGCGGAUAAAACCCCCCCCCUCUUUGAGCAAAAGAGGGGAGAAAAAAAAAAACCCCACCACACCAAAAAAAAAACAAACCCCAAAAACAAAAAAAACAGAAAAACCAAAACCACGCCGCGGGGACUGGCUCCCAAAAACGCCUCCCGCUCCCUUCGGCUGAGGACUGACCCUGGCGCCCAACUCGUCACAUGCGCGGGCACCCAGAAACCAC